GUUUACGCAUUCACUCACCUUUUUCUCUCUCUCGCGAAACGCUUCAGUUAUGCCAAACCAAACCGUUCUCGUCACCGGCGGAGCCGGUUACAUCGGCAGCCACACCGUGCUUCAGCUUCUUCUCGGCGGUUUCAAGGCCGUCGUCAUCGACAACCUCGACAAUUCUUCCGAAAUGGCUAUCACCAGAGUCAAGGAACUCGCUGGAAAAUUCGCCAAUAACCUUUCCUUUCACAAGUUAGACCUCCGUGACAGAGAUGCACUUGAGAAAAUUUUUUCUUCCACAAAGUUUGAUGCUGUCAUACAUUUUGCUGGACUGAAAGCAGUAGGGGAAAGUGUGCAGAAACCGCUACUCUACUAUGACAACAACUUGAUUGGGACAAUAGUUUUAUUUGAAGUCAUGGCUGCCCAUGGAUGUAAGAAGCUUGUGUUCUCAUCUUCAGCUACUGUAUAUGGUUGGCCAAAGGAGGUUCCAUGUACAGAAGAGUUCCCUUUGUCAGCAGCAAAUCCAUAUGGACGAACCAAGCUUAUCAUAGAAGAAAUUUGUCGUGAUAUCUACCGUGCUGAGCCAGAAUGGAAAAUAAUAUUGUUGAGAUACUUCAACCCAGUUGGUGCACAUCCAAGUGGUUCUAUUGGUGAGGAUCCUCGUGGAAUCCCGAACAACCUCAUGCCGUUUGUUCAGCAAGUAGCAGUUGGCAGACGUCCUGCAUUGACAGUUUUUGGAAAUGAUUACAAGACAAGUGAUGGCACUGGAGUUCGCGAUUACAUUCAUGUUGUUGAUUUAGCAGAUGGGCACAUUGCUGCAUUACGUAAACUGGAUGAUCCUAAAAUAGGUUGUGAGGUUUAUAACUUGGGAACAGGAAAGGGAACAUCAGUUCUGGAGAUGGUUAAAGCUUUUGAAAAGGCUUCUGGAAAGAAAAUUCCUCUUGAAAUGGCUGGUCGGAGACCCGGAGAUGCUGAAAUUGUUUAUGCAUCAACAGCGAAAGCAGAAAGGGAACUUAAGUGGAAGGCUAAACAUGGCAUCGAUGAUAUGUGCCGCGAUCAAUGGAAUUGGGCUAGCAAAAACCCUUAUGGCUACGGUGGAUCUGAAAAUUCCUCUAAAUCGCGUUGAUAAUUAUUAAAUAUACAUGUUCUCUUUUGGGGCCUUUUAUGAACCCUGUCACACCAUAGGUCACUGCAAAUUUAGUUUUCCCUAAAGCUUUUCUUUAGCGAUCUAGUUACGCGGUAAAUAAGUAGUGUGGUUUACUUUAAUUUAUGGUUCUUUAGGUUUCAGCUUACAGGUUAUUUGAAUGAGGAUUCUCUCAUGUUCUUCAGGAACAUGACUGCAUCCUGUUUUGUAAAUCUAAACCACACAUUGUAGAGUAUAACAAGCAGGUAUAAUCUUAUCUCAUUAUCCACUCUAAAGUUUUAGUUAGCAUC
Molecule: messenger RNA, 1416 nt
Organism: Gastrolobium bilobum
Lineage: Eukaryota; Viridiplantae; Streptophyta; Magnoliopsida; Fabales; Fabaceae
Product: UDP-glucose 4-epimerase GEPI48
Exons: 9
Coding region: 50-1108 (352 amino acids)
Biological process (GO): galactose metabolic process; rRNA processing
Cellular component (GO): cytosol
Molecular function (GO): UDP-glucose 4-epimerase activity; RNA binding
Source: RefSeq, a predicted model, not a curated record